AUGCAGGGAGAUAACUGGGCCUUCAUUUUGGGAUUGAAAAAGCGUACCAGGAAGGCCUUCGGGAUACGGAAGAAAGAAAAGGAGACAAGGACAAGGGGCUCCCCUGACAGAGAAGGGGGUAAGAAAGCCAAUGGUGCGGCUGUCAAUGGAUUCUCUGGAGAGAUCGACUGGGACAGAUAUAACACCCCUACAGUGGACGAUGAAGGUUACAGUCUCAGGCCAGACGAGGAGGAGGGGCCAGGAUCAGCUGGCUCCAAACCACCCAAGGAGCACUUCUUCUCCUCCAGCGAGUCGGAGGGAGAGGAGGACCACCGGAAAAAGUUUAAGAUCAAGAUUAAACCUUUACCAGCGGAAAGUGCCAGCUGUUUGGCCCCCUCAGUAGAUGAACUCAAAGCCUCCAUAGGCAACAUAGCGCUGUCUCCUUCUCCUCUGAGGAGUAGUCCGAGACGUAGCCCGGGGUUGAUGACAAAGGACUCUGGUGAAGAGAUACAGGUAGCUCGGCCAAGACGUCCUGCACCCAUUGAGGUCCCCACAUUGGCAGCCCCGGCGCUACAAGUCCCCAGAAGUAAGAGAGCCCCAGCAGUACCAGUACCAGAGAAGAAAGCAGUACCAGAGAAGAAAGCCGCACCAGUACCAGAGGACACUGCAGCCUUAUUUGGGCCUCCGCUGGAGACAGCCUUCGGAGAGCAGAAAACUGAAGCGGGUAUAUCUGAGCCAGUGAUGUGUGGCGUGUGGGGUGCUCCUCUACCUGAGUCUGAGUCACUGAGCCCAGACUUCUCUUUCACAAGACCCUUCCCUACAGGCACUCCGCCCCCGCUUCCGCCCAAGAAUGUACCGACCUCCCCCCCUCUGACUGGCUCCCCCUCUGCAGAUGCUGCCGGAGCGUCCUCUCCGGCUCGACCUGCUACACCGUCAGCGCCAUCAGCUGUUGUCAGCAGCCCCACCCCUCCCCCACCUCCGCCACGCCCUUCCUCACGACCCAAACUGCCUCCUGGGAAACCUAGCAUGGGGGACGUGAGCCGGCCUUUUAGUCCCCCGGUCAGUCACUCGUCCAGCCCCCCUCCAAUCGCCCCCCUGGCUCGGGCCGAGAGCACUUCCUCUAUCUCCUCCAACAACUCCUUGAGUGCAGCCACCACCCCCACCGUCGGUAAAGAUCUCACUGUCUCUGUGUCAGGCUGCUCCAGGGGACCCAGCCCUCUCACCAUGGGGGCACAGGACACCCUUCCGGUGGCGGCAGCUUUUACUGAAACAGUCAAUGCCUUCUUCAAAGGAGCCGACCCCAACAAGUGUGUUGUGAAGAUCACAGGUGAGAUGGUGCUGUCGUUUCCAGCGGGGAUCACUCGGCACUUUGCCAAUAACCCGUCCCCUGCCGUGCUAACCUUCAGCAUAACCAACUACAGCCGGCUGGAGCAUGUGCUGCCUAACCCCCAGCUACUCUGUUGUGACACCGCCACAACACCCAACCCUGACUGCAAGAACUUCUGGGUGAACAUGCCAAACCUGAUGACCCAUCUAAAGAAGGUGGCUGAGCAGAAACCCCAGGCCACAUACUACAAUGUGGACAUGCUCAAGUACCAGGUAUCAGCGCAGGGCCUCAUUUCGACACCCCUGAACCUGGCGGCCAGUUGGCGGUGUGUGCCCACCAGCACGGACCUCCGAAUAGACUACAAAUACAACGCCAGCGCCAUGACAACACCUGUGGCUCUCAACAACGUCCAGUUCCUGAUCCACGUGGACGGAGGGGUCACCAAGCUACAGGCUGUGCUUCCCCCCGCCGCAUGGAACGCAGAGCAGAAGAGAAUCCUGUGGAAGAUUCCUGAUAUUUCCCAGAAAUCUGAAAAUGGAGGCGUUGGCUCAUUGUUGGCACGGUUCCAGCUGUCGGAGGGUCCCAGUAAGCCCUCUUCCCUGGCGGUCCAGUUCACCAGUGAGGGCAGCACUCUGUCAGGCUGUGAUAUAGAGCUGGCAGGGCCCGGGUACCGCUUCUCACUCGUCAAGAAGAGGUUCGCAGCAGGAAAAUACUUGGCAGACAACUGAUACUCCACCCUACUACUGCACAACACUACUGAACAAAUACACUGAACGGCAUCAUCUCAAUGGACUUCUACUGAGUAAUGGAAACCUACAACACCACCACCUCCCUACAGACAGACAGACAGACAGACACUCCUUUCUAAACCCGCGAGAUAGACAGGCCCAGGCCACACAGCCUACUGUACCCAGCAGUAUUGUAUAACUUGCAUUUAGCGUUGUGGACAGUUUUAAAGGUGUAAUUAUUGUAUUUGUAAAAAUGUAUUCAUUUCAGAACAUCUGUAUUGCUGCAGUUAUAGACACCCAUCCCAGGUUUACCCUCUCUAAAGCUACAUGCCUCUGUCUCCCUCCCCUCUCCAAGAUGUGGUGUUGUUUAACCCUUAACGCAGCUGCCUAGCUAAUCAACCGCAACGCAACCAGAAACCCGCGGUUUCAAUGGUGAACGAAACACUAUUUAUUUUUGACGCAUUAACAAAGAUGUUAUGCUAAGAGAGGAUGAGGAUGCAUGAAAAAGAAGACUGCUUGGUUGUGUCAUUGCGUGAACUAUAGAUGAAUAGGCGCACCAUGAUGUGAGAGGUUUCGCUCUCGCCAAAAUCUUUUCAAAAUAAGCCCAGUGUGUUUCUAUGGGCUUUUUUUUGGACUUAAGCUUUGUCGCCUGCCUUUGGGACAACGACUCCCAAUGUUAGGGCGGAGACCUGAGCAUCUCGUCAUAAUAUACAGAUCUCUGGCUUAACAGAGGGGCUAGUUCUUCCUCAUGCUGCCUCUCGCAUGCCUGUGAUUCGACACAGUUAGAGCUACCAUAGAAUUCUGGGUAAUGGAGUUUUUAUACUGUUGGCUUUAAAAGUUGAUUUGUUAGCAUGCCCUCUACACAGGCACAACAGGGUCAAAGGACAUUGUUUAUUUUGAUGAUGUAAUUCACCACCACACUCCUCCUCUCCCUUCUUUGAAUGCACUGAUUUAAUACCCGGUUGAAACAUUUACUCUCAUAAUUCUCAUAAGUCCUGAGUAGUUGGGCAGCUGCAACAAUAAGUCAAUUCCUGGUUGCAAUAUAAAACAAAUAUAAGACGUUUCCCUUUAGAAAAACCUGUACAAAGUGUCAUUUUGAAUUGAUAAUAUAUAUAUCUUAAAGGGCGUUUUGGUGUUUUCCGUGUAUUGUCAAAUAGCCUUUGUUGUUCCUGAGACAGCAGUGGCAGACUUACUUCAGAGUACAUUACAGCAUUCUAUUUUUAUUUAUUGAUGAUAAUGAUUUAAAAAGUAUGUAAAAAGUAUGUGAUUCUGUAUAUGAAUAUAAUUUCAUGGUAUCACAAUUUAGAAUCCUUAAAGGUAUACAUAUUUGAAUGAUCUUUUUUGUUAUCUGUGUAGUUGGGUAACCUGUGUACAGUAUAAUGUAUAAGGUAUAAUUUUGGAAUUUAUUUGAGAUAUAAUUUUUUUAACUCAAGUGCAACAGACAAUUUGAGCUAUAUAUGGGCAUUGGGUGGGAGGGGGUAUAAAUGACAAGAAAAAAACAAGAUGAAUAACUACCUGGAUGCGUACGUCAUGCUUUAUGAAAGUUAUAACCAUGGAUCGUCAGUCAGCUUUUGACCAUUUUAGGCCCUAUUUCCAUUCACCGCGAUGUGUUCCUACCUACCUGAAACCCCCUGAAUGGAUAUUAUUCUGCAUCAAACAGCAUGAACACUCCCCUUCAGAUCAAACCAACCAGCGCUUGAAUCCAUGGCUUUAUUUUGCAUAAUGGUAACGGUCUCUGUGAGAUGACAUGGUGACGAGGUUUUUGGAGGGAGGUUAGAUGACCAAAACGCUUUUUGUAUUUAUGCGUGUACUCCAGACAGUCCUCUAUAAGAGUGAGAAAUAAGCUGAAUAUUAUUAAAACUGACAAAAAAAAAUCUUGUUUCGUUUGAAGAGCACUGCUGAUAAUGUUAUAAACUCCCUGAAUGCUCUGAUAUUCAACAUAGAGAACAAAAAAUGUGUGUGACGACAUUUAACUUAAGACGUCUCCUCGUGUAGGCAUCGCAAGUAUGUCAAAAAAAUUAUAUCUGUGCUUCAUGAAGCUACAUGGCACCAUUGAUAUGCCUGUCAUAGAAGUGCCAUAGAAGUGUCUUAGAGGGUGUUGCGCUGUGAUUACAUGUUGAUUGCAUGUUGUCUGAACAUAAAGUAGGCAUUUCUAUGUAAGGCAUUAAUGAAUGGUGUGGUGCGGGCUCUCUGUAUAGCAGUUUAGGAACAAGGGUUCAAGCGAAGUUUUCCGGCAUGGAUAAUAUAAUGUACAUCUACAUACAGUUGCGGUAUAGUCCUGAAGUGAAGUGCUCCAACCAACGCUAUAACCUGUUUUGUUAAAUGUGAGAACUGAAGACCAGAGCAGGGAGUGUCUCUGUGUGGCUUGCUAAGCCAGACUGCUUUGGGUUCUGUACUCUUUCUUUAUCAAUCACCUGUGCAAGCUGUGUUUGUCCAGACGAUGUGAAGAGGAACUGAUGGGGAAACUGAGUUUGCUUCUUUCCAAAAAACCAAUAAAAGUUAUGAGCUGGACACGUGUACGGAGCGCUCUUUUCUCUUUGCAACUCACAACGGAGGUGUUUUUCACCUCCCGAAUGCAGUUUAUUCGAUAUGUCCUCCAGCCACAUCGAGGUUGGCUGUAAUUACGUCGUCUUUUAAGCCUUCCUGCGAAUAAGCAGCGGUUUAUGAUUGUGUGCUAUGAGGGAUGACGUCAAACGGAGAUGUUGCUGUCAUAUGAUUAGCCUUGUAGUUUAAUUCAAUGUCCUGUAUAUAUUUCUGUUUGCUUCGUUUAUAUUUCUAUGGAUAUAUUUGUUAUUUCAUCUAUUUGUGUUAUCCAAUGCACAGGAUACUGAAUAUGCAAUUGUUUAAUGUAAUGUACCGUACUAAUGAAAUGUUAUUAACGUAUGCAGGAUGACCUACUCUGCUAUCAAGAUUUUCAAUCAUUGUCAGUUUUCUUGGAAAUAAAGUAGGUGUAUCAAUUAUG
Molecule: messenger RNA, 4996 nt
Organism: Salvelinus sp. IW2-2015
Lineage: Eukaryota; Metazoa; Chordata; Actinopteri; Salmoniformes; Salmonidae
Source: RefSeq, a predicted model, not a curated record